AGUUGCGCGUUGUUGCUUUGUUUCCGUUCUUCUGGAGGAAUGGCGGCGGCGGCGGUCGUGACGCGUAAGAAGGACGGUGGACCCAAUGUACGAUUCCUGGAGUCGGCUGACACCGUAGCGCAGUUCGAGGGCCUCCGGCUCUGGCUCGGCAAGAGCUACAAGAAAUUUGUACAAGCGGAUUCACCUUCGAACAAAACAUUGGCUAGUCUUGUGGUUCAGCUUCUCCAGUUCCAGGAAGAUGCAUUUGGCAAACAUGUCAACAAUCCUGCAUUAACGAAAUUACCAGCAAAAUGCUUUCUGGAUUUCAAAGCAGGGGGAGCAUUAGGCCAUAUCCUGGGUGCUGCUUACAAAUUCAAAAGUGAGCAAGGAUGGAGACGAUUUGACCUGCAAAAUCCAUCCAGAAUGGAUCGUAAUGUAGAGAUGUUUAUGACAAUAGAAAAGACUUUGGUGCAGAAUAAUUGUUUGACAAGACCGACGAUCUACCUCUCUCCUGAACUUGACCAGAAGCUUGCAAGUAAAUGGAAAGAUAUUGUUAAGAGACAUCAGGGAACUAUAACAGAAGAAAAAUCAAAAGCCUCCCAUUUAAUUUAUCCUAUUCCAAGUUCUCUGGAUGAAGACGAAUGGUUGAGACCUGUGAUGAAACGAGACAAGCAGGUGCUGGUGCACUGGGGAAUGUUCCCAGAUAGCUAUGACACUUGGAUACCAGCUAGUGAAAUUGAUGCUGAGAUUGAAGAGCCACCAAUUCCUGAAAGACCAUGGAAGGUCCACGCCAAAUGGAUCUUGGACACUGAUGUAUUCAAUGAGUGGAUGAAUGAAGAGGAUUAUGGGGUUGAUGAAAACAAAAAACCUGUCAGUUACCGGCAACGCACACCAAUUAGGACAGCCAUUGAAGAGGCUUCACGUACACCAGAUAGAAAGGAUAGAAAAUCAACAACUGGGGCAAAGAAGAGGAAAAGAUCCCGUUCCCCUUCACCAAUACAGACACCAGCUGAGUCUCGGAAGAAGGCAGGAAAGAAAGGGCAGCCGACUCCAUAUGUGAAGCGAAGAGGGCAGCGAGACGAAGAGGAGCAGGAGGACCUUACAAAAGACAUGGAGGACCCUACACCUGUACCCAAUGUGGAAGAAGUUAUUCUGCCAAAAAAUGUGAACCCCAAGAAGGACAGUGAGCACACGCCUGUAAAGGGAGGUACAAUUGCAGAUUUAGAUGAGCAAGAAGAUGAGCCGUCAUCUGCAGGAGGGAAGGAGGAAGAGGACAAUUCCAGUGCCAAAGCAGAUCAGAUUCGUCCUGUGGACCAAGCAGAGGAUAAUGUCACUGAACAGACGCAUCACAUUAUCAUUCCCAGCUACUCGGCGUGGUUUGACUAUAACAGCAUUCAUGAGAUUGAACGCCGUGCCUUGCCUGAAUUCUUCAAUGGGAAGAAUAAGUCGAAGACUCCAGAGAUAUAUUUGGCAUAUCGGAACUUCAUGAUAGACACUUACCGGCUAAACCCUCAAGAAUACCUGACCAGUACAUCGUGCCGGAGAAAUUUGACAGGGGAUGUGUGUGCUGUAAUGAGAGUUCAUGCCUUCUUGGAGCAGUGGGGCCUUGUGAAUUACCAAGUGGAUGCUGACAGUCGCCCUCUGCCAAUGGGUCCUCCGCCGACUCCUCACUUCAAUGUUCUUGCAGAUACACCUUCUGGUUUGGUACCCGUUCAUCUGAGAACCCCGCAAAUUCCUGCCUCACAGCAGAUGUUGAACUUCCCAGAAAAGGCAAAGGACAAACCAGCUGACCUACAGAACUUUGGGUUGCGGACAGAUAUGUACGCCAAAAAGGGCACCUUAGCGAAACAAAGCAAAGCUAGUGCAUCCAGAGACUGGACGGACCAGGAAACCCUGCUUCUUUUAGAGGCUCUUGAAAUGUACAAAGAUGACUGGAAUAAAGUAUCUGAACAUGUUGGGAGCCGCACACAAGAUGAAUGCAUACUGAAUUUCCUGCGGCUCCCCAUUGAAGACCCAUAUCUGGAAGACACUGAUUCCUCACUUGGUCCUUUGGCCUUCCAACCUGUUCCCUUCAGCCAGUCUGGAAACCCUGUCAUGAGCACUGUGGCAUUCCUGGCCUCAGUUGUUGAUCCUCGGGUGGCUGCGGCAGCUGCCAAAGCUGCAUUAGAGGAAUUUUCCCAUGUGAGGGAGGAAGUGCCAGUUGAACUAGUGGAGGCACACAUCAAGAAAGUACAAGAGAUGGCCCGGUCUUCUGGCAAAGUGGAUCCUUCAUAUGGCUUAGAAAACAGUGGCAUUGCCGGAACAGCUCCAGAGGAACCAGAGAAAACUGAAGCAGAUGUUGAAGAGGAAAAAAUGGAAACUCAAUCAGAAGGUCAAGAAUCCGAAAAAGUGGAAAGUAAAGAGGAGACUGAACCAGUUUCAGAGAGUACAGAGAAGAUUGAAGUUCCAUCUCCUAAAGAUUUGGCAUUGGAGAAACCCAUAGAAGGGGAAAUGGCAAGCACUGACAUUAAACCAGCUCCAUCUGAAGACAAAGAUAAAGAAGAAAACAAGGAGAAUAUCGAUGUUAGCGGCAAAGAUAAAGAAAUGGAUGUUGGGAAAAAGAAGCUGGAACAUCACAUUGGCGAAGGAAACAUUGUCACAGCUGCUGCAGCGGCUCUGGCCUCAGCUGCCACUAAGGCAAAGCACCUUGCAGCAGUGGAAGAGAGGAAGAUAAAGUCCCUUGUUGCUCUUCUGGUGGAAACACAGAUGAAGAAACUGGAGAUCAAACUUCGCCAUUUUGAGGAAUUGGAAACCAUAAUGGAUCGAGAGAGAGAAGCGCUGGAACAGCAGCGACAGCAACUUCUCACGGAACGACAGGCCUUCCACAUGGAGCAGCUGAAAUAUGCUGAAAUGAGAGCCCGACAACAGCUUGAGCAGCAGCAUUCACAGAACAACCCCUCUGCUCCUGGUAUGCAACAACUGAGCUCGAUGGGUGUGAUGCAACAAGCAGCAGUACCUCCACCUCCAUACCCAAUGAUGCACCAUCAGAUGCAGCAACAGCUCGUAGGUCAGAUGCCUGGUGCGGGGGCAAUGGUGCCAGGACAACCAAUGGCUGGCCGUAUGAUGCCCAAUCUCCAGCCAAAUAUGUCCUCAGGAGCACCUUCCCAUCCAAACCCAAGUAUAGUUCCACCAUCACUUGGUAACAUGAUGGGCCCACGAGCAGCGGCUGCCACCAAUGGCAUGUAUCAAAGCCCAGCUGUACAGGCAGAUUCUGUGGUGGUUCCCACAACAACAGCAGCUGCACAGGCAGCUCCGUAACCAUGGAGACUGUUAAUAGGCAACGAUCACUCUCGUAACCAGGGAAACUGUCAGUAGGUGACGAUCAAUAAAACCCAAGAAACAGUCUCCUACAUUUCUAUCCAGCUACCUCCCUUCUUGAAAACAGCAAGUUCCAAAAUGUUUUCCUCUAUUUUGAUUCUGCUCUCCCUUUUUAUUGCAUUUUUCUUCUUUUUGGAGAAUAGAAUUUGGAGAAAAUUAAAACAUUUUAAUCACUUUUCCAC
Molecule: messenger RNA, 3518 nt
Organism: Hypanus sabinus (Atlantic stingray)
Lineage: Eukaryota; Metazoa; Chordata; Chondrichthyes; Myliobatiformes; Dasyatidae
Gene: smarcc1a
Product: SWI/SNF related, matrix associated, actin dependent regulator of chromatin, subfamily c, member 1a
Exons: 28
Coding region: 40-3276 (1078 amino acids)
Biological process (GO): positive regulation of DNA-templated transcription
Cellular component (GO): npBAF complex; nBAF complex; SWI/SNF complex
Molecular function (GO): histone binding; nucleosomal DNA binding
Source: RefSeq, a predicted model, not a curated record